Messenger RNA from Carcharodon carcharias (great white shark), 450 nucleotides. RefSeq names its product relaxin-3-like. Gene Ontology annotation, cellular component: extracellular region. The transcript is spliced from 2 exons. Gene Ontology annotation, molecular function: hormone activity. The record is from RefSeq and is a predicted model, not a curated record. The coding region runs from base 1 to 450 and encodes 149 amino acids. Lineage: Eukaryota; Metazoa; Chordata; Chondrichthyes; Lamniformes; Lamnidae.
AUGGCUACGCUCCUUCUGGGAGUCAGGUCCCAGCCCACGGAAUCGGCUACCAGGCUGUGCGGCCGUGACUUUGUCAGGGCAGUCAUCAUUUCGUGUGGGGGCUCCAGGUGGAAGCGGUAUUCCCCCGAAGAAAACGACGAGAGGAGCAGCUUGUACAGUGCCCUGUUGGACUCACUGGAUGAGAGCCCAUUGAGAUCACUGACCGAGGAGCCUGAGACCGAAGAGGUGGAAGACACAGAACCCGAGACUCCGGUUGGGGAGAGCGAGACAUCUCUUUCUCACUUGGAAGGUCACAGAACCUCUGCGGGGUCAAGUGAGGAUUCAAAUGAGGAACAAGGAAGAAGGUUAUCUUUGGAAGAAAAGUCUUCGCGAUCCAAGCGCAGUGCAGGACUGGGCAAGACUUGUUGCAAGCGAGGUUGCACCAGGAGUGAAAUCAUCAAGCUUUGUUAA